Rotaria sordida is the source of this 5574-nucleotide messenger RNA. The record is from the annotation of a GenBank genome assembly. NCBI's taxonomy places the organism in Eukaryota, Metazoa, Rotifera, Eurotatoria, Philodinida, Philodinidae.
AUGGAUUUUGUCAAGUCUCAAUUUGAAGCUGCUUUAGCUUCAAAACGUCCAUUAACAAAACAAGGUUUAAUAUCAUUAAUUGAUUCUGUUGAACAAACACAAUUAUCAACAUUAUAUCGUUGGUUAUUUCAUCGUUUAAAUGAUCAUUUAAUUUAUAUGGCACGUCAUAAUCAACAUAUAGAAUUUUUUCUUUCAACACGUCAAUUAUCAUUUUAUUUACAUGAACACUUUAUAAAUAAUUAUACAUCAUUACAAUCUUUAUCAAUAAAACAAUUAAAUCAAAUUUUAAAAAGUCUUCAACAACAACAAACAUUAACACAAAGUGAACUUAAUCAAUGGAAACGUUCACAGCCAGGUUUAACAAGUGAUGAUCUUAUAUUACAUUGUUUAUUUUAUAAUUCACCACAAUUAGCUUUAUCAAAUGAAACAAGUUUAUUUCUUGGUGAUUUAUUUCGUGUUGGUUUACAUACAUGUGUACAAAAUUUAGCUGAUAAAGAUAAUAAAACAUCAUUAAAAAUUUUAUUUAGUCUUGGUUUAGCACCAUUAGAUAUUAUACAACGAAUUAUGUCUACAACUGUUUAUCAUCAUUUACGUACAUAUUGUGCACAAUAUUUAAAUGAUUUUGGUGAAGAAUUUUAUUUAAUUAAUCAAGAAAUAAAUAUAUUAAAUUUUUUAAAUCAAUUAAAACAAUUAUAUACAAGUGAAACAAUAUUAGAUUUAAUUGAUAGUAGAAAACAAUCAAUUGAAUAUUGGAAUAGAAUAUUUCCAUCUGUACCAUUAAUAACAACAUUUAGUUGUCGAGAUAUUGUACCAAAUUUAAAACAACAAUCUCAAACAAUAACAUUAUCAAAAAGACUUGCAUAUAUGCAAAUUACUUUUGAUUGGUUAUAUACAAUUAUGGAUAAAGAGAAUGAAGAAGAAAGACGAUGGUUAUUAGUUACAGAAGGUCGACAUUUAAUUGGUGAAGUACCACUUUUUUCACGAAAAGCUGUUGAGUCACAAACAGAACUUCAAUUAGCUUACCUAUACGCUUCUUCUCGUCAAUCAUUAACUCUACUAAAACAAUUAUAUUCUAUUGAUAAAAUCGAUAAUAUUGAAAUGAUAUGGUCUCAACUAAUUCCAUCUGUUCAAUGGCGAUUUGCACGUUUAAUUAACUGGAUGCCUUCAAAUUCAUCUGAUAUAUUAUUUUGGCAUAGUAUUCUACAAGAUGAAACGAAUGAUUCAUUAAUAUUAAAUCAAAGUAAACUUCAUCGUAUAUAUCCCGCAUAUAUAUAUUUUUCAAUUAACGAUGAUAAUGAAAAUCUUGAUAAUGAUGAACAAUGGUGUCAAUGGUUACGUUCAAAACCAUGUGAUUAUGCAUUACAAAAUUCAUUUGAUAAUACAUUACCAAUUGAUCCAUUAGUUAAUAUUGUUCGUCAAGGACUUAAAAAUCGUUAUGAUGAUAAUGAUAAUAAUUUAAAUAUAAAAUAUCCAGCAUUAAGAUUAUUAUCAAAAUAUUCGAAAAUAAAUUCAUUUGAUAUAAGUAUUUAUCAUUUACUUGAUCGUUUUAGUCAAUUAGAUAUAUCACGAUGUUUUACAUGGCAAGAAGCAAAUAUAUUUCGUGCUAAUGAAGAUUUAACUAUUUUACAUGAUUGUUUUUCAUCAUCAAAUGAUACAAAUAAUAAUGAUCAACAGCAACAACAACAACAACACUCAAUUGAUUAUCGUUAUUUAUUUGGACAAAAUCGUCCAUUAACAUCAUUUGCACAUUUUCUUUCAUCAUCAAUUGAUGAACAAGAACAAAAUCAACAACUAUCAUCAUCAUCAUCAUCAUCACAACAAAAUUUAUCAACAUUAAUUGAUAGACGUUUUAAUCGUUUAAAAUAUUUUUUAAUAACAUCAUGUAAAACAAAUUUAAAAAAUUAUUUAUCAUCAAUUAUAUUAUUUGAUAUAUGUAAUGAAGAAACAUUUUAUAUACGUUUAUAUGUAUCAGUAAUGAAAAUAUUAAAAACAACUAUGUCAGAAGAUUUAACAUCAAUAUCAUUAAAAUUAUUAUCAUCAAUAAAUGAUUUUAAUUCAUUAAAUUCAAUAAAACAAUUAAUUUUAUUUAAUCUUUUUUCACAAACAUAUUCAUUAAAACAUAUACCAACAUUAUUAACAUAUUAUACAAAUCGUUCAUAUUGGUUUGAAAUGUUAUUUAUUGCACAAUUAUUUCAUUAUAGUGUUGAUGAUAUUAUAUCAUGUUUAUCACAAGUACAACAACAAAAUAUGUUAUUUGAACAUUUAAAAUGUUGUUUUAAACGUUUAGUUAAACAAGAUCAUACACCAUUACUUAAACAAGAUCUUUUUGCUUUACUAACUGAUCAAACAUUAACAUCGGAACAACUUAAAUUAAGAUUUCAACAAGGUGCUCAACAAUGUUCUCGUCCAUUAUUAGCUGUUCUUUAUAGUACUCUUCCACAAGUAUCAUCAAUCGAUGGAUUUGUUUUAUUUCUUCAAUCAUUAAAUCCAAAAUAUCCACAUCUAUUUCCAAUAACAUCAAAUUCAGCUAAUUUAGCUAGUCGUUUAUUAUGUCAUAUAGCUGGACUUGGUCAUUGGACAGUCCUUAUUCUUGCAACACAUAUAUUUGCACCUGAUAGUCGAUUAGAAUUAUUAGUUCGUUUUUGUUAUGCAUGUAUUGAUAUAAAUGAACAACCGAUACCAAAAUUUUUAACUUCAACAGAAACAUAUAUUGGUCUUGGACAAACAUCAACUUGGUUUGAACAAUUAAUAAAUGAAUUAUUAUUAUGUGUAUUUCGACAAGUAUCAUCACAUACAGAUAUACGUUCAAUAUUUCAUUUACUUGGUGAAAAAAAUGAAUUUUAUCGUUUUGAACCAUUAUUUUCUUUACUUGAUGAACAACCAUCACCUGUACCAUUUGAUUGGUCACUUGUUAUGUAUACAGAUCGUUGUUAUCGUUCAAUAAUGUACUUAAUUGAACAGUUAAUAAAACAUGAUCGUUUUGAUUUAGUUGAUGAAAUAAUUGUUCGUGUUAAUAUUGAAAUUGAUGUAACAUUAUUUGAACGUUUUAAAUGUUCAUUUGAUGAAUAUAAACAUGAUCGAAAUACUGAUGAUAAAGAAUUAAAUGAAGCAUUUGAAACAAUAUGUCAAGGACAUCAAGAUGUACUUAAACGUUUAAAAAAACCAUUACUUUAUGGAGAUUUUCUUAUAUCAAUACGUUCAACAUCAUCAAAAUUAAUUCGUGUAUUACUUCAUAUAUUUGCUAAUCAAGCACAACAUUUACCUGAACCAUAUGAUUAUUUAUCAAUAAAAAUUCCUCAACACCAAACAAUUAAUGAUAAAUUAUGGACAGCAUUAAUUAGUUUUAUACAUGAAUAUCAAAAUAGACCAAUUGUUAAUAAAAUACUUGAUUAUAUGGUUAGUUUAUUUUCAAAUUAUUUACUUGAUCAAUUAGGAACAGAAAAAUUAAUACCAAAAGAUUUUGAUGGUUAUUUACGAGUAUUUGAGGAAAUUGAAAUAGAAGAUGAAAUAAUUGAUGAAGAUAAACAAACAACAAUUAUUGCUGAAAAUGAAUUCGAAGCCGCACUUUUAAAAAAUGUUUUUGCAACAAAUAAAGUUACAUCAACAACAGAUACAGUUGUAACAGUAAUAUCAAUAGACAAAACUUCAAAUACGCCAUCUAAUCGUCGUCCAUCAAGUCGCGCUUCUUCAUCUUCACAUUUACCAUCAUUUGGUGCAACAUCAAGUCGUCGAUCAUCAGGAUCAUUCACAGGUUCUGGUGCAACAAAUUUACAUCAUUUAUCCGAUAAAGAUCUUCGUUUAUGUGUAACAAUAACUGAAAAUGCAUUUUUACAACGUUCAUCACCUGAACUUGCAUUACAAUUAGCAAAUAAAUUUCGUAUGACAACAUAUAAUUUAACUGCUUUUUCAUAUGCACAUCGUCUUUAUUUAAAUAUUUUAUCACCAUCUGAUAUUCGUACACGUAUUGAUCAAUUACCUGAAAUAAAUAAUAAUACUCAAUUUAAUAAAAAAUAUUUAACAGAUGUUUUACGAACAAUAUCAAUAACAUCAACAGAUCAUGAUCAAUCAAAUACAAUUGAUGAUCAAAAACAAAAAUUAAUUGAUCGUCUUUUAUCACGAACAUCACAUGAUGAUCAUUUAAUACCAAUAAUAAAUACAUUAUUUAAAAUAAGUCGUCUUUUUCGUAUUGAUUCAUGUUAUUUAUUAAAACCAAAUACACAUAAUGAUGAAUGGAAUUUAUUAAAACGUAUAUUUUCUUAUCCAUCAUCAUCAUUUCCAACAAAAAUAAAAUUAGCUGAAAAAUUUUCAAAAUAUUUACAAUUAUCAAGUGAACAACUUGUCGAAUUAAUUGUUGAUGAAACAGAUAAAACAUUAAAACUUUGUGAAAAAAAUGAUCCAAAUGAUGAUUAUCAUUGUUGGCCAUUUGAUCCAAAUAAUAUUGAAUCAUAUAAACAAUUUAUUUCACUUUUAUAUGAAAAAAAUUAUGAUGCUAUUGGAAAACAACUUGUUGAAAGAUCAAAAAUGUAUGAAGAUCAAUUUCUUUCUUUGGGUAUACCAGAUGUUUCAUCGCCAUUACUUCGUAUUCGUAUUGAAUUAUUAAUCUAUGCACAUACAUGUUUUAUUAAUUCAUGUCAUAUGGAAGGAAUAUGUUUAGUACUUGAUCAUGCUCGUCAUGUAGCAUUUCUUCUAAAUGAAUUAAAUGGUUAUCAAUUACUUAUUCGUUUAUUAAUGGGUUUACAACAAUAUUCUGAAAUGAUAUAUAUAUUUGAUAUGUUAUUUCAAUCUGAUCAAUUUGAUUUAUUAUUAUCAACAAUAAGUAAUAAUAAUGAUGAACGUUUAAAUACAGCAUUAUUUGAUUAUAUAAAACGAUAUCAUCCAAAUGAUGAACAUACAUUUACAUCAAUAUCAAUGAAUUUAAAUAUGCAUCAUGAAUUAGCCGUAAUGUAUCGUGAUGCAGGAGAAAAAUUAUUAAAAACACUUCAAUUUAAUCAACCAUAUUCAUCAGCUGAAAUGUCAAUAACAUUACAAAGUUUACUUCAAUAUUAUUCUGAUGCAGCUGAUACAUUUUAUUUAGCUGAUUGUUGUCGUCAAAGUGAACAAUGUUUAAAACAAGCACGUCUUAUAUCAUUACAAAUUGAAUUUAUGCAAAAACAACAAGGAUUAGUUAUAUUAAAUUUAAAUUCAAAACAAAUACGUGAUUUAUUGCCAAAUUUUGAACGUUGUUGGCAUGCAUUUAUUUUAGCUGAUGCUUAUAAUGAACAUUCAUUAUGGUCACAUUGUUUAAUAGAACAAUUUAUAUGUAAUAAAAAUUCAAACGCAAUUGUAUAUUGGAAUGAAUUUCAACAAUUAAUAUCAAUUGAUGAUCAAUUUAUGUUAACAAUGGGAAGAAAUUUAUUAAAAAAACCUUUUAAUACAAUAUCAAUUAAAAAUUUUCAAGAAAUACUUUUACAUAUAACUGAUUCAUCUAUUCUUAUUCAUUUACAACAAUUAUUAAUAACAAAUGAUAAUACUUAUUCAAAUUUAUUUACAUCUAUUGAUUCACCAUAUAUUCGUGAUACUAUUCGAGUUCUAUAA